CGUUUGUGGUUUAUGCUGCCCUCUUUUACCAACGCUUCCAAGUUGGGAGUUGUGCGUUGGUAAGGUUGAUAACCUGUGGUUUGUUAUUGUUUAUAUGCGGGAAAAUUUCAUUUUUAAUCGAAUUUUUCCAAUGGAAAACAAUUGCAUGAAGAUGAUGAGUCGCAAGCUAGCCAUGCCUCUGCUGGGGGUGCUGCUCUGGGUGAUCUCCAUCCACGCAGGUACCUUCGCUACGGCUACGCUACUACCCCCUCCCUUAACAGGUUGUUUAAAAAUCACAGAACUUUUCUAGCUCUGUGCUUAUUAAUGGAAUAGUUGUAUGCAAACAAAGGAUUUAAUCCUGUUUGUGAUUUUGUAAAUUGAGGCUUCGGAUCGACGACCAAAACCAUCAUCCAAAAUCACAAUCACGAUGGCCCGAAAAUCACAGAAAAAGACCUCAAUCGGUCGGUCUCGUUCGGCAACAGUGUUAUCAACCGAAUGCUCAGACUCGAAACAAACCUGGGAUGGUCCGACGUACAUGUCAAGAAAGGUACGCCCUCUCACGGACAACUCAUCGCAUCGCAUCCAGACGAAGAGGCCUUAAAGCAAGGCCGUGACGCUCUGGUUGCCACCAAGGCCACCAUCCACCUCAUGAACAUGUUCUGUCACAAGCACCACUUGAGUCCUGCCGACUGCUCCAAGUACAUAAGUUCGUUCCCUCUGGCCUCCACGUCGUUGGAAUCCUCCUGCCAAAAGCAACACAAAUUGUGUUCCCAGGAGGAGCUCCUCUCUCCGUACCGUUCAUUUGAUGGUACUUGCAAUAACGAACAUGAUGGCCCCCGAGGGGCUGCGUACACAGCCUAUCGACGUCUCCUCCAUGCUGAGUACUUAGACGGGGUUCAAGAACCUCGACGUGCCGUUAACAAAAAACUAUUACCUUCGGCUCGCCUUGUUAGUAGUACUUUGAUCAAAGGGAAUGAUGAAAGCCACUCCGAUUUGACUCAGGCCGUGGCGCAAUGGAGCGAAUUUAUCGAACACGAUUUAAGUCAUACGGCCACGAGUAAAAUGGUUCACAGUGAUAGUACCAUCGAAUGUUGCGCAUCAAGUGGCAAUCAUUUAUCUCCACGGUACAUCCACCCGUUUUGUGCCCCCAUUUCGGUACCAUCCGAUGAUCGGUACUACGCCCAGCAUGGGUUGGAUUGCAUGACUUAUGUUCGUUCGGUACCAGCGUUCCGUCAUGACUGUACUUUUGGUCCCUUGGAACAAGUCAACCAAGCCACCCAUUUUUUGGAUUUCUCUCAGAUUUAUGGUACCACCUUGAAAAAGGCGGCCAUUUUACGUACUUAUGAUGAGGGUCAACUCGAUUUUACAACUCGACAUGACAAAGUUUUCCUUCCGGUGUCACACAGUGCAGGCGAUGAUUGUCAAUUGAGUGAAGAUAAUUCCCUUUGUUUUGUAUCUGGGGAUUCGAGGGUUAAUAUCCACCCUCAGUUAACUGCCAUGCAUACAAUAUGGCUCAGAGAACACAACAGAGUUGCCAAAGUCUUGUCUGAGCUUAAUCCAGCUUGGGACGAUGAAACUCUGUUCCAAGAAGCAAGGAAAAUUGUGACGGCGGAAAUGCAACAUAUCACGUACAAUGAAUGGUUGCCGCUCGUUUUGGGCAAGAAGUACUUCACCAAAAUACAAAAGUACAACAGCUAUGAUGAAAACGUUAAUCCGUCAGUGAGUAACGAGUUUGCAACGGCUGCGGUGAGAGUUUUGAAUUCACUCAAGGACGGAAAGUUGAAUUUGUACAAAGAGGAUCGUCUAGUCAACACUUCACUCAACUUACGCAACCACUUCAACAAUCCCGAUCUUGUUGAAGAACCUGGCUACUUGGACGCCUUGAUUCGAGGCUUGGCCACUCAGUCUAGUCAACAGCUAGAUCUCAAAUUUCCCGAUGAUAUAUCCACCCACUUAUUCUCAAACGGCGCCUUCGGCUUCGACAUAUUCAGUCUUGACAUCCAGCGCGGUCGCGACCACGGAUUGCCCCCUUACACCUCCUACCGGACGUUAUGCGGCCUUCCUGAAGUCUCUCAGUUCAAAGACCUCUCCGAUGUCAUGUCACCUGAAGUCAUCGAAUCCCUAUCACGUGUCUACAACAGUCCACGUGACAUUGAUUUAAUAGCCGGUGGAAUUGCUGAAAAACCAGCCGGGGAUUCCCUUUUCGGUCCGACAUUUUCAUGCAUUGUUGCUGACCAGUUUUUGCGAACGAGGCGUGGCGAUCGCUACUUUUACACCAAUGAGAAUCAGCCGGCGCCCUUUGGAAACGCUCAGUUGCGGGAGAUUGAAAAAGUCACUCUUGCCAGGAUUUUUUGCGAUAAUGGGGACGAUAUCGAGAUGAUGCAACCUCAGGUGUUUAAACGGAUUAGCGAAAGUAAUAGACUGAUGAAAUGUGAUUCCGGCGACAUUCCAAGGGUCAACUUGAGGAUGUGGAUGGAUAGCAGAAGAAAAUAUUAUUAGUGCCUUAAGUCGUUUAAGGUAGCAUCAGUUCAAGACUGAUUUUUAAUGGCUGUUUUAUUAGAUUUUUAAGUCAAAAUUGAAAUUCUUAAUUUACAUAUCUUUAGUAACAGUAUUUAUUUCUUUUUAUACUUGUAUGUAUAGCGACACAAAUUUUGUAAUGCUCAGUGCAUAAAAUUGUGCAAUUUUAUUUAUUGUAUAAAAUAACAUGUAAUGUCGUAAGAUUUUUAAGUCAAACUAUAUUAGUUUGAUUUAGCGUAGAGGAAUUUUAUAGCGAUGUAAAAAGUAAUGGUACAAUGUUUUCUACACGGUGGAACAACAAAAUAAAAUUAUUGAUUGCAAAA
Tribolium castaneum (red flour beetle) is the source of this 2819-nucleotide messenger RNA. Its product is annotated as peroxidase. Gene Ontology annotation, molecular function: heme binding; peroxidase activity. Gene Ontology annotation, biological process: response to oxidative stress. The transcript is spliced from 9 exons. The record is from RefSeq and is a predicted model, not a curated record. Bases 475 to 2478 code for a protein of 667 amino acids. Lineage: Eukaryota; Metazoa; Arthropoda; Insecta; Coleoptera; Tenebrionidae.